GUUGCUGAGGCAGUGCGAAGGCGAGUGGUUGCUAGGUUACCGUCGGACAGCCGCCGUGUGUAGUUUUCAUGGGGGUAGCCUCAAGGCGGAGAACCGGAGGGGGUUGAGGAGAAGAGGCACUCACUGUACGUAGAGACAGUGAUCCACAGAUUGAAUCACAAUGCCGAAGAAGGGAUCUAAAAAAGUGACCAAAAUGACCGAGGAGGAGCAACUGCUGUACAUGCAGCAGAAAAUGCUGGAAGAGGAAGAGAUGCAAAAAAAGAAAGAGGAUAUGCUGAAUCAAUUCUUAAAGGAUAAACUGUCCAAGGAAGAGCACAACACCCGUCUUAACACGCUGAAGCUAAAUGAGAAGUGGCGCACCGUGAUGCGGGAGGCAAAAGCUGCAGAACUCAGGAAGGACAUUGAGAUCCUGAGCCAAACCUUUGAAAGAAUUGUAGACCGGAAAGACGGUGUGAUCAGAGCUUUAACAAAAGAUUUGGAAGAGGCAGAGGAACAGUACGCAACGGCCCUGCGGAACCAUAUUCAGAACGUGGAUAAGCUGGUGGAUCUGCAACGCAGUCGACUUAUCAUAAUAGAGAAUGAGUUUGAGGCAGAGUUGGCGUCACUGAAAGAAGAGUUUGAUGCUGAGAGACAGCAAAUGAUUGUGCAGCAUGAGCAAGAGAUGACCAAUCUGGAGGAUAUCAUGUACGCCAUGGACCAGAUCUUUGGAGAAGUCGCAAACGAAGCACGACAAGAAUUCAACAGUACCAGGGAUGACCUCAAAAACAAGAGUCUGGAGGAGAAGCAUUCACUCCGAGUUAAUCUGGAAGGAUUAGUGGAAGAUUUGUGGCUGCAGUUUCAACAUGCAUUGAAGAACUAUAUCGACUCAACUGAGGAUCGAAAAAUUGCAUUUGAAACUCUGAAAGCACGAGAUGAAAAGAGUGCAAAAGAGAUUGAAAUGCAGAUGAAAAGGCUGCAGAAAAUGCAAGAUACAAUAGCAACACUGAAGGUCAAGAUAGCAGCUAAUUCACGCAAGUGUGAGGCACAGAACAAAAAAUUACGGAAUGAAAAAGAAACAAUUAAGCAGCAUUUCCUGAUGCAGAAAAGCCAGAUGAAUUACCUCCGAGCUCGUGAGCACGAGCGACUCAUCAAACUAACCCUGGAGAGUAAUGCUGCCAUCAAAACACUGAAGGAUGUUUGUGAUAAGGGUGAGCACAUACUGAAGAUGGCAGAGAUGUGCAGGAAACUGGAAACAGAAGAAGAGAAGGUUCUCCCAUUCUAUGCCUCCUCUCUGACCCCGGAAGAAGAGAAUAAAGUCAAGCAUUUGAUGAUGAUGAGGCCAUGUGAAGAGCUUGCUGAGGCAAUGAUGGAUUGUGUGGCUCUGGAACAAUUCUGGAAGCGCUAUAAUAAGGUUUGUUUGGACCAGAUUGUUUUGCAGAAAGAGAAACAUACCUUGCUGCAGGAGAACAGACGUCUCCGGCAACUCCUGAAACAGUACUUAGAUGGAAUCUCUGUCAAUGAGGAAAUCCUGUCAAACCUAAACCCUCUCAUUGUCAUCAACAACAAAACAAAUGUGAAAAUGAAUAUGCCUGUGAUAGAAUCUGCAGCCUCAAAGCCGGUUUACAAUGUGAUUGAGGCUGCACACAUCAUUAAUCACACAGUCUAAUAAUCACUUAAAUUCA
Molecule: messenger RNA, 1661 nt
Organism: Rhincodon typus (whale shark)
Lineage: Eukaryota; Metazoa; Chordata; Chondrichthyes; Orectolobiformes; Rhincodontidae
Gene: drc2
Product: coiled-coil domain containing 65
Exons: 9
Coding region: 161-1645 (494 amino acids)
Biological process (GO): cilium-dependent cell motility; regulation of cilium movement; axonemal dynein complex assembly
Cellular component (GO): axonemal dynein complex; axoneme
Source: RefSeq, a predicted model, not a curated record